This is a messenger RNA of Xenopus laevis (African clawed frog), 740 nucleotides long. RefSeq names its product telomere repeats-binding bouquet formation protein 2. The coding region runs from base 66 to 704 and encodes 212 amino acids. The record is from RefSeq and is a predicted model, not a curated record. Lineage: Eukaryota; Metazoa; Chordata; Amphibia; Anura; Pipidae. The transcript has 7 exons.
CAGUAGUACAAAGACUUCAUUCCACACAGCAAAAGUGGACCUGCAGCGUCCUUUCCUGCCUAACCAUGUAUGAAGGACAUAAAGCAUGGUUCUCCGACAGCGUGCCACAGGAUAUUUGCCGUCUCUGGGAGGCCGAAGGAGGAGUCAUCACAAAUCAUUAUCAUGCUGAAUUUCUUUUUAGCAGUGAUGCUUCUCAUCCUGAUACACAGAGGAUCUACAAAAGCAAGGACUAUGCAGAAAGCAAGGCUACAGUUUUUCAUGCCAGUUUUCUUCAAGUAAACACCCAGUCUAAAAAUAAGGUUCCUCUGGGUCAUUUUAUUCUUCCACCAUUUUGUCUGCAGGAAGAAAUUAAAAAGAAAAUUGGCAGAUUUUUCUGGGAGCAGCAAAAUGUUCCUUUUGUAUCACAGGAUGUAUGCAACAAUGAAGAGCCAGAUUGUAUCAACAAAGAAAACCAGCAGAGAAAUGCAGAAAUAGAUAAAGGGAAAGAGAUACUUCAAUUUACCAUUGACACUACAAAAGAAGUCAGGUGUUAUACUCUGCAGAAUUACCCUGUAAAUAAUAUGCUCACAGAUUACAUUUCCAUUGAGGACAUGGAGAAAUUCUCCGGGGAACUGCAUGAUUUUACACCCAACACUGCAGAUUAUUCAGCUUUUUGUGUCCAAGAUGAAAAUAUUUUGUUUUCUAAAGUUAAAGAUCCUAGAUAAAAAAAUAAAGCUCACUGCCAUGUGAUGUAUUGCAAA